GUGGAUGGCCUUUCUGUUUCUUCACGUGCAGCAGUAAAAGACCUUGGCGUGAUUAUUGACCCCAGUCUUUCAUUCGAAACUCACAUUGAUAACAUCACCCGGAUAGCUUUUUUUCAUCUCAGAAAUAUUGCUAAGAUAAGAAAUUUAAUGUUACUACAUGCCGCAGAAAAACUAGGUCAUGCUGUCGUUACCUCCAGGUUGGAUUAUUGUAAUGCCUUACUGUCUGGAUGUUCCAAUAAGUGCAUAAACAAGCUCCAGUUAGUUCAAAAUGGAGCAGCAAGAGUCCUUACUAGAACUAGAAAAUAUGACCACAUCACCCCUGUCUUAUCCACAUUGCAUUGGCUCCCAAUCAAAUUUUCUCGCAUUAAAUUUAAGACAUUGGUGCUAGCUUACCAGGCAGUCAAGGGAUCAGGUCCAGUAUACCUCCAGAGACUGAUCCGACCCUACUCGCCAGCCAGAUCCUUAUGCUCCACUACUACUGGUUGCCUGGGCCCUCCUCCUCUCUGCUCCUACCCAGCCCGCUCAAGACUGCUGUCUGUCCUUGCUCCUUAUUGGUGGAAUGACCUCCCCAUUGAGGUCAGAACUGCCGACUCCCUGACCACCUUCAAGUGCAGACUGAAGACCCACCUCUUUAGGCUGCACUUCUCCCCUGCUUCCCUGCCCACUUUGUAA
This is a messenger RNA of Neoarius graeffei (lesser salmon catfish), 672 nucleotides long. RefSeq lists its product as uncharacterized. The transcript is spliced from 2 exons. The annotation marks the transcript as partial. The record is from RefSeq and is a predicted model, not a curated record. NCBI's taxonomy places the organism in Eukaryota, Metazoa, Chordata, Actinopteri, Siluriformes, Ariidae.